Messenger RNA from Schistocerca gregaria, 1546 nucleotides. Its product is annotated as protein starmaker-like. The transcript is spliced from 4 exons. Bases 535 to 1209 code for a protein of 224 amino acids. The record is from RefSeq and is a predicted model, not a curated record. NCBI's taxonomy places the organism in Eukaryota, Metazoa, Arthropoda, Insecta, Orthoptera, Acrididae.
ACUAAUUGUUACAUUUCUGCCAGCAAUUGCGUAGUUAAACCAAAUUGUUCGGGUGUUUUUGUUCCAGCUGAUCUAAACGAUUAAAAUAUUUGGUCCAAGUUUAGCCUUGUUGUGUAUUUCUGAGAGAGAGGAGAGAUCCAGUUAGUCCGUAGCUACAUGCCUUGAAAUGCUUAUUUGUGCUCGAAAACUCUGAAAUAUUCUCAUCUGUGUGUAAUAUUUGUGUGUACUUAAUUCGUUUGCCAAAUUUUCUAUUCAUUGACACAGAUAUCUCCAUUCAUCAUCCCAUUCCAUAACAUAAAAGGGCAAAAGAUAUAUCACAGCAUGUAAAUAGCUGAGUUACAAGUGUUUUGUCAGAAACAAAGUUUAAAAACGUUGAUCGUGAUGCAAUUGUCGAACAGAGGUCGUGUGACGCUACACUAGUGGCGCCACCACUAAGGUUUCUGACAUCCCUGAAGGAAAAACAGUAUAGUCUGUCUUCUGCGUUCGUCAGUAAGCGUGUGUCCAUUUCUCAUCGCUGCCCUGUUAGAUUCUCUUAUGUGGGAAAACCAGUUUCCUGAAACAGCUAUGGCAGGAGUGGAAACACAGCCACUGGAUAUACAGAAAGAAAAAAUCGAACAACCAGACUCAAAGAAACACUACCAAAAGAAGAGAAAUAAGUCGGGGCGAGAGCGCAGCAGAGAUAAGAAAGAGGUCUCUGGCACAAACGACAGUGGGAAAGUUCAAAAGAAAGGUGUCAGAGGGAGAAAAAGGAAAGAAGCCAGAGAGGUAGCAGCUGUGGACAGAGUGAAGGCCAAAGCAGUGUGCCACGCUGGCAAGGUAGAAGGCAAGACGGCGACACGAGUGGGAAAAGACAAAGGGCGGGUCAAGACCAAGGCGCUCAAGCAGAAAUCCACCCAGUGCUGCAGGACAGCAAAGGGCAGGCGGGCCGCCGCCUGUGGCAGGAAGAGCCGGACUCGGGGAGCCACGAAGAGCCGCAGAGGUUCUUCGCACAGUGAUAGCUGUUCAACUUGUUCAGAGGACAGUUGGUCCGACAGCGACAGCGACUGUGACUGUUGCAGUGACAGCGAAAGUCAUUCUGAUAGCUGCAGCACUUGCAGUGACUACGACAGUGGUACUGAUGAAAGUGACACUACGUGCUCAUGUUCAGACUGCUGCAGCGAACAGGACUGGACUCCUGAAAACAGCCCAUUGAAGCCAAAGAAGAUAUGACUGAAACAUGUGAAACAAAAUUUAAAGCUUCGCUGCAAUUUCUAAAUUUUACAGCUGAAACUUCAUGUAUGUUUUCUUGUAUCAAUGUGAUCUAAAGUUUAUUCGUGUUUUAAAUUUGUCUUGCACUGUGUAUAUUAAUUAUAAAAUUUUAAUAUCUACAACGAAAUUUAACCCUGCAUGCUUUUAGAAAUGUAAAUUGGAAGUAAUGUCCAGCAAGUUUUCUGAUGUAGUUUAGUUCAUUUAUACCCCCUUCCAUGAGUUAAGCUUUCUAAAUGAACUAUGUAAAUGCUUUGUUUUUGAAUUAAAUUACUUUCACACCUAAUUUUACUUUCAUAAA